AUGGCAGAGGUGGGAGUGUCGUUAGCGGCAAAACUUGCUGAAUAUCUAGUGGAUCCAACUUUACGGCGGUUGCAGUAUUUGUUCUGUGUCGGCAAAAUCACCAAAAACGUUCAGAUCAGAAAGGAGGAGCUGAUACUCAAGCAAGGAAGGGUACAGGAACGUGUUCAAGAGGCCAUCAACAGGACUGAGAGGAUUGAUGGUGAGGUUGACAGGUGGAAGAAUGAUGUAAAGAGUCUCAUAGCAGAGGUGGAGGAAUUGGAGGACGAACUAGGGGCCAACAAUGGCUGUCAUCGACGAUGGUAUCCUACUUGGAGGAGAUAUUGUCUCUGCAAAAAGUUGGCUAAGACAACCCAGAGGAUGAUUGAUCUAAACACAAAGAGUGAUCGCUUCAAUCCAUUUUCUCAUCCUGUUAUUAUUCAAGGCAUAGAAUAUCACUCUUCUAAAGGUUUUAUGUUCUUUGAGUCAACGAAAAAAGCACAUGAUGAACUAUGGGCAGCAUUGCAAGAUGAUGAUAGCUCUAUGAUCGGGUUGUGGGGUAUGGGCGGUUCAGGCAAAACCACAUUGGUAAAGGAAAUAGGAAAGAAAGCCAAAGAAUCAAAGCUAUGUGAUGAAGUUAUAAUUGCAACAGUAACCCAAACUCCAAAUAUCAGGAAGAUUCAAGGUCAAAUUGCGGACUUAUUGGGACUUGAGCUGAAGCAAGAAACUGAAGAGGGUAGGGCAAGAAGAAUUGCAUUGAAAUUACAAAGUUCAAACAAACAAAUUUUGAUUAUAUUAGAUGAUGUAUGGGAUACGCUGAACCUUGAGGAUAUAGGGAAUCCCUAUAGGGAUGAAGGUCCAAGAAACUGUAAAAUUCUUCUCACCACACGUCGUCAAGAGGUGUGUACUAUGAUGGAUUGCCAGAAAACAAUUUCCCUGGGUUUGUUAACAGAAGGUGAAGCUUGGGAUCUAUUUCAAACUCAUGGUAGAGUAGAUGAUGGUGUUAGAAAAGUGGCUCAAGAAGUUGUCGCUGAAUGUAAGGGAUUACCCAUUGCAAUUGUGGCCAUGGGGAAGUGCUUAAGAAGAAAAGGACUUGAUGAGAUGAAUGUAGCAUUGCACAGAUUGAGACAUUCAAAGCCACUUGAUGAGGAUAAAGCCUUUACUAUUCUCAAGUUAAGCUAUGAUUACUUGAAAAAUUCAGAGGCUAAGUUGUUGUUCUUGGUAUGCGCCAUGUUUCCUGAAGAUCAUGAAAUCGAAAUUGAAGAUCUUUUUAGAUAUGGAGUUGGAUUGGGCCUAUGCAAAGAUGCUGACUCAUUUGAAAUAGCAAGGAGCCAAGUUAGAGCAGCUAUAAAUGUUCUCGUUGACUCUUCAUUGUUGAUGUUUUCUGUCAACUUCAGAAAAGAAAAAUGUGUGAAAAUGCAUGACAUAGUUCGUGAUGUAGCUUUAUGGGUAGCAACUCAAGAGAAUAGUACCAUUAUGGUAAACAAUGGAAAGGAAUGGAAUAGAUUGAUUUCUGAUGAAGUUAUAAAAGAUUGCUAUGCUAUAUCUUCAUGGUAUGAUGAUAGUAUAUUAUUUCAAUUUUUGUCUCAACUGGGUGCUCCAAAACUUGAGUUUCUAUUAUUAGAUUCUGUGAAACUUGUUGAUACAUUACAUGCAUCAUUUGAAGGCUCUACAGGACUCAAGGCAUUGAUUAUGAUGUGCACGUGUUUGCAUAGGAUUGAGCUACAACCUCAAUCAAUUCAACACUUGUCUAAUCUUCGGACUUUGCGAUUGCAAGGUUGGAAUUUACAUGACAUCUCUUUUGUGAUAAGCCUUACAAGACUUGAAAUUCUUGACUUGCAAAUAAGUAUGUUUGAAAGAUUGCCAAAUGGAAUUGAAAAUUUAAACAAGCUGAAGUUGUUAGAUUUGUCAGAUUGUAAGAUAAGUGAAUGUUGCUACAAAGUAAUAGGAAGGUGCUCACAGUUAGAAGAGUUGUAUGUUUCCAGGCAUUUUCGACACUCAAAAAAUGCAAAUUGCUAUGAAUACCUUGUGGCCACCACUACUUUGAUGAAAGUGAGAAGGUAUAGGUUGGAAAUGGGGAGGCCUGAAAUACAGUCAAUAUCUCGUAAUGAAAGCACAAGAUAUUUAUGCUUGGGUCAGUUAAAAAUCUCCAUGUUAGCUGCAAGAAUCAAGGAUCUUGCGCGAAGAGCAACUGCAAUUGAAUUUCAUGAGCUUGAGGGAGGCAGCAGAAGUUUCAUGCCUAAUGUUGUUCAAGCUAUUGGAGCCAUGAAUGAGUUAACUAAGCUCUGUCUUAGAAGGUGUUCAGAGAUGGAAUGCAUUGUUGACAAAAUUAAUACUCAUGAAGAUGCGAUUGCCCCAGGAUUGGAUGAGUUAGUGCUAAAAGAUAUGGAUAAUCUUCAACAACUACAUCGUGGUCUUUCUUCUUUUAGCUUGUUCCAAAAGCUGGAAAGACUAACUAUAUCCAAUUGCCCUCAGUUGCUCCAUAUAUUCCCUGCUGAUUGCAACUUAGGCAAUCUUAAGUUUCUCAAUAUUUCUGGUUGUCCGAGGUUGACAUCUCUCUUCCCUGUCUCUGCUGUGUGCACUCUGCUGUCCUUACAAGAGCUCCGAAUAGAAAGGUGCAGUGAACUGAAGCAUGUAAUAGAAGGAGAGGUUGAUGGUGAUGCAUGGGAGAAUUUGAGCUUCCCAAAAUUGAAAAUUUUGUCUGUUGAUAAUUGCUGCAAAUUAGAAUCUAACAACCACUGCGUGAUCAAGAUGAGACUCAAAUAG
This is a messenger RNA of Neltuma alba, 2742 nucleotides long. Its product is annotated as disease resistance protein At4g27190-like. Gene Ontology annotation, molecular function: ATP hydrolysis activity; ADP binding. Bases 1 to 2742 code for a protein of 913 amino acids. NCBI's taxonomy places the organism in Eukaryota, Viridiplantae, Streptophyta, Magnoliopsida, Fabales, Fabaceae. The record is from RefSeq and is a predicted model, not a curated record. The transcript has 2 exons.